Dacryopinax primogenitus is the source of this 6510-nucleotide messenger RNA. RefSeq lists its product as uncharacterized. Gene Ontology annotation, cellular component: nuclear body. Gene Ontology annotation, biological process: termination of RNA polymerase II transcription. The transcript has 11 exons. The coding region runs from base 112 to 6510 and encodes 2132 amino acids. The record is from RefSeq and is a predicted model, not a curated record. Gene Ontology annotation, molecular function: transcription termination site sequence-specific DNA binding; helicase activity. NCBI's taxonomy places the organism in Eukaryota, Fungi, Basidiomycota, Dacrymycetes, Dacrymycetales, Dacrymycetaceae.
CACAUAGUCAUACCCACUCUAAAUCUCGUCCAAACAACUCAGGGCGCAGAUACCAUCAGGGAGGGUGUGAUACAUCAUAAGUCCUAAAUAAGCUGGAGCUGGUGAAGGGUCAUGGCGGGGGCGGAAACCAGUCACCGGACGCGAGAGGAGCGAGAGAUUGACGAGAUGCUCACCGACUUUCGGGACAAUCCCACGAUGGCGAAAGAUGUCAUUGAGCGAGUUGUGGAGCCAGCGAUGGAACGCAUCCUCAAGUUCAUCAUUCAAGCUCAAGAGCAGGAAGCACAAGCUGGCAAGCAAAGGCAUCUGUUCUGCGAUCGCGUUGAUCCAACGGUCCGCGAAAGCGCUACUUUCCUGCUGCGCUUGCACGCCUAUGAAGCAUCAAAUACCAAUGGAUGGCUUAAUUGUGUGUGGAGGUGUAUCCAAGCUUGCUAUGAUUGCUCGAGAGGUCAUGAGGAGGCAAAGCGCAGGCUACCUUCAACGUAUCUAUCCGCCUACCCUGUUAGGAAGAUAAAUGGUUUUAUGGAGAGUAUCGAUAAUUGGGAGCGUGAACGGAUUCUAGUCGAAUAUGCGAAGGCAAACUUCUUACCCACCAUGCCUGCGGACGAUCGCACCAUCCAAUCUGUGCCGCCACAUUUGUUAUACCAUCUCUUGGUGAACAUCAACUUGCUUCAAACUCCAAGAUCACCAGAAGGUAUCCCGCUUGAGGCAUCGUCAAUUGCAGCAUUGAUCCAGAAGUUUCCUCCACGAAACAAAAUCGAGGAUUUCCCAGCAAAUCCCCCACCUGGUGUGCUGCUUUUCCUUUUUCACGAGGACGAGAAGCUACGAACCUGGGCCCAGAAACAGACGUUCAAUGCUGUUAUAUCCGCCAAGGAUGUUGAACUAUGUUUGGGGCCGGCACUGUCGGUCAUUAUAGGUUCUGUAGAGGGCAAGAUUGAUGUUGCAUGGUCCACGCCUUCGUCACCGUUCUUCCUCACAUCACAAACGCAAUUAUGGACCUCGUUGUAUUCCCUGCUCCAGACCUUUUCCCCGGAGGCGCUUUUAUCCCUGAUUAAGAGGGGGGACUACGAGUGGACAUAUUUCCUAACGAGGCAUCUACACGAUCCUGAAAGCCACUUUCCGAUGGUUCUACAAUGUUUUGUACACAUACUGCACGAAGUCACGUCAUCCUUUUGGACUUCUGAUUCCGUCGAAUUUUCUGAAGUUGUAUACGACUCAAUCAAGGAUAAUCCGGCCUUUGGGAGGCUUCUUGAAGCAGAGGCCCACAUUGAAGAGCCUUGGUUCCUCACUUGCUUUCAAGUACUUCUUCUAAGUGUAUGGGAUAAGCCUGUGUUCGACCCCAUACUCGCGAAGGUCAUCAAUUUCAUGAGCGAAGAACUACAACACCCUCGAUUCGAACCGCCUUGUCGCGCUCUAGUUAUGCAAGUUGUGCUUUCCACAAUGGCUUUUGUUCAUAAUGAAGCAGCACAGAAGGGCGACACCCAACGAAAGGAGGCCAUUACCCAAAUCUUCGCCAUCCAAGCCACUAACAUCGCUGGCGUUGCCUUCACACGACAGUUCAGUGACUCCGCCUGGGAAAGAGCAAGAAAUCAAGCCGUCUCGCUGCUAAGAGAUGUCUUCGAAUUUGAUGUGAUCGUCCUGGAUCAAGCUGUAGUCGAGAUGUGCUCAAUCCGUACACGGGUUCUCAAAUCCGACAAGGGGAAGGAUACUCCGGAAGUGAAUGUGCAGGCGAUCGUGGAUGAUUUGAACAAGGUCCGACACACUGUUCUGCAUCCUGCUCUAUGGGAAGCGGUGCGAAAAGCCAUACCCCUGAACGAUACCAAAAACUUUGCUUUCCUGGUUCAUUUCGUGGCACCAUCCCUUCAUCUUGCGCUGGAUCCGCAGCAUGCAUUUCACGACAACCAACUUAUAAACGAUGCCGUUGUCCGCAAGACCUUUCGGAAUGCCGUCGAGCGUGUGAACGCUGGUAUUUCUGCAAUUCGAAUUGGUUUCGGUCCAAUCCUGGCAGCAUUUGCCGAAGCAACAACUCAGGAAUCGAUCUUGACUCUGUUGGAGUCACCGGACUUCGUGAAGGACAUUCUACGGUUGAUCUUGUGCCCGCUUGAGGAUGUGUCGUUGGCUGCUCAAGAUAUCAUUACUCAAGCAUCUUUCGCGCCUGAGCGUAUGGAAGUAUUUCGCUUCCUACUCACCAAUUCACCUGAAUCCGCCAUUGAUGGUAUUGUCGAUUAUCUCCAAACGUUCAAUGGCUGUGCUGCGAUCUUUCCUGAAGUUUGUGGCAUGGCUCGCUGGAUGGUGCGGUGUCUGGCGGAUGUGGUCGAUGCCCUCUGUGAUCCAAUCUCUGGUGUCCUCCGGCAGGACAAUAUUGUCAACAACCCCCAGAUGCCGAAACGCAUAUAUCAUCUCUGGCGUGGAAUGUGUCGCGCAAGUUCACUCAUCUUCAAGCACACCUCCGCUUGGGCCCCUUUUUAUGCCACUUCUAUCAUGACCGACUGGAUGCGUGAUGCGCUCAUAUUCGUGCGGGACCUUGUCAGGAAUCUACAGGUCUUCGAAUCCGCCAUCCGUGGCACUUCGCGAGAGGAUGUUGAGGAGAUUUCGCCUGCCAAGAUCAAAUUAUCCAGCGUUGGGCGCAAAUGCGUUGGACAUCUCAGCGAUGUGCUAUUAAAUCUUGUUAGCUGGCUGAGAUUGACCGACGCGGAGACACUGCAUCAGUCUACGGAGUUGAUAUGCGAACUGCUCAAGAUGUAUCGUCGUACGCAUCUUAGCCCACCGCAGGAGGCCAUCGAUACUAUCGAAAAGAAAUACGCUUUGGGUGGCAAGAGUACAGGCAGACUGACCAGAGAACAAUCUUCGAGUCUCACAGAUGCAAUCACUCCAUUUGUGAUCGUCGAGGUGGAGGAUGAAGAGGACGAAGUCACCUUCAUUAGCCACAUCCCGAGCCAAGCUGCCGAGCCUGCACCACCCGUACCGGGCCCUAGCUCGAAAGAGAUUUCUUCAGCGAGAAAACAAAUGGAUAUAUUCAGCCAAAUCCAACCGCCAAAGGUGCACGGCUUCAAGAAAGCUGGGGAACAGACUGACGUGUCUCGGGCGCCCCUGGUGUCGGCGGCCACCAUUCGGGAACGUUCUUUCCCCAAGAAGCCGAUUAUCAGCCGUGGUCCGCCGCCUAAACCAACGACGUUAAUGGGGCAAAUGCGUCAGGACUUCAGGAGGAAUCGCCAAGGCAUUUCAGUCGUGGUACCAUUAAGAAAGCAUGAACCGAAGAAUGAAGGUGGCCAUCCCUUGAAGAUUACUGGAGAGUCGGAAACCAGUGCUGAAGAGGGCUCCUCCGACAGCGACGCGGGUCAACAUUACCUGUCCAGGCUCCAAAAAUCACCAGUGAAGCCCUUGCGCCCGAUUGCCGCCAAGCCACCUCCAAAACCGGAGCGCCGUCAGGUCCAACUCCUUGAGGCCCCCAAUACAUCGUAUAAUCCGGUACUGGAACGAUUGAGGCAACGAGAAGCGCAAGCGCGUCGACAGAAGAGAUUGAAGCCAGAACUAGGGUCGUUCACCCGUCAGGUAUUACUAUGGGACUACGAGGAUCAAAGUGAAGUUCCGCCGUACCCCCUCGGAAUGCGCCCAAAGCUCUCCCAAAUCCCAUGGCUUUUCGACUCGUACGAUGAUUAUCGUCGUACCUUCGAGCCCUUCCUCAUGUAUGAAUGUUGGUCCGGUAUUGUGAAGUCAAAGGAAGACCCUGUGCAAAAUAUCGUGCUGUGCGAUAUUGGUUCAAGAUCUAACACUGAUGACUGGCUCGAUCUGGACGUGGGCAUCAAUACAGACAAUGUAUCCAACACAUGGUUCCUCAUGGAUACCGACGUUGUUCUUUUGAAGCAACAUCUCGGCCACAAGAGUCUUAUGGCGAAGGUGGAAAGUUUCAGACGGACUGCUCGCGGCGUAGAAGCACGUUUAAGAUGUUGUUUAGGCAACGAUCCUCGUGGCCUCAAUGCUGCCCUACAAAUUCGAACCCAAUGGAAAGCUCACAAAGUAUUCAGUUUUACUACGAUUUACCGCGAGUAUGCAGCGCUUCAAGGACUGUCAUUAUAUGACAUGUGUGAUGAUAUCCUGAAGCCGAAGCCCGCACGGUUGCCCAAGUUCUCUGACAUCGAAGUUGGAAAUGCAAUGAAGGCAUUUGAGGUGAACGAGCCUCAGGCUAAUGCUAUUCUUGGGUCGAUGCAGGGCGACGGGUUUACCCUCAUACAAGGACCUCCUGGAACCGGAAAGACGAAAACAAUCUGCGGGCUGGUCGGCUGCUGGCUGUCAAAACGAGGGAGUGCGACUCAUCCUGCGCGGCCCAGCGAAAAGCCCGCCAAGAGCAAGAUAUUGAUAUGCGCACCCAGUAAUGCAGCCAUCGAUGAAGUAGCACGAAGGAUCAAAGAUGGUGUACGAACUUCCAACGGCCAACGAACCUCCGCGAACGUGGUUCGUGUCGGCGCUGACGCUGUCAUCAAUGUCAGCGUAAAGGACAUCUCUCUUGAUGAACUCAUUGAAAGGAAGAUCAAUGCUGAUGUCAAUCUCAAAACAGACAGAACGGAAGCCCAAUCAGACAUAAUCAAUUUGCGACGAGACAUAGAAGCUGUUCAGGUAGAGGGGCGAGCCAAGCAGAAAGAGCUUUCUGAAACCAGGGACAAUGGUGCACGUGCAGCGGCCCUCGAGAUUGAGAUCAAAGCACUGAAUCAGAAGCGGAUGGGACUCACAUCUAAACUUAAUCAGAUGCGGGACAAGCAGAAGGAUGCCGGCCGCACGAUGGAUGCAGCUCGACGCAGAUUCCGGCAAGAUGUCUUAGAUGAAGCUGACGUGAUUUGCUGCACAUUGUCUGGUUCUGGUCAUGAGCUCCUCAGCUCGUAUGACUUCGAGACCGUCGUCAUCGAUGAAGCAGCGCAGUCCGUCGAGAUGUCGUCUCUCAUUCCGCUCAAAUAUCAGUGCAAAAGAUGUAUCCUUGUUGGAGAUCCAGAACAGCUGCCUCCCACUGUGCUGUCACAAAUCGCAGAGCAGCAGGGAUACUCUCGAAGCCUGUUCGUGCGCAUAAUGCACCGACGUCCUGAAGCUGUUCACCUCCUGAGCAUCCAAUACCGAAUGCAUCCGGAAAUCAGUGCUCUCGACAGCGCCAUGUUUUAUGAUAAUCGGCUCAAAGACGGACCGGGCAUGGCUGAAAAGACGGCCCAACCCUGGCAUGCGGAUCCCUUGUUCAGCCCAUAUCGCUUCUUUGAUGUUGAUGGACAAGAAACCAAGGCAAGAGCCGGUCAUUCACUGGUAAAUGACGCAGAAGCGAGUAUGAUCUUGGGUCUUUUUGGACGCAUUCGAGCUGAGUUUCCUGCGGUCAAUUUCGACUACCGUAUCGGCAUCGUGACGAUGUAUCGCGAGCAGAUGUUCAAGCUACGACGCAUGUUUCGGGAUUAUUAUGGGGAGCACAUUCUCACAGCAGUGGAUUUCAACACUGUUGAUGGUUUCCAGGGUCAAGAGAAGGAUAUCAUUAUUCUGUCCUGUGUGCGGGCGGGGCCGAAUCAAUCUUCCGUUGGCUUCUUGGCGGAUAGACGUCGCACGAAUGUUGCGAUCACUCGAGCGAGGUCAAAUUUGUUCAUUUUUGGCAAUGCUGCUACGCUCGAGCGAAGUGAUGCGAUUUGGAAGUCAAUAGUGCAGAAUGCUCAAGAACGCAACGUCCUUAUGAAGGUGGAUCAGACUACAUUCCGUCAACGCCGAUCUACUCCUGCCAUUGCAUCUACGAAGCCAUCCGCUAGCCCCCGCAAACCGAGAGCGGAAGCACCAAAACCACCUCUACCCGAGCUUAUGACGCCAAAAGAAAUCGCGAAGGCAAAGCAAAAUGCGGGCGGCAAAGCGUCGAACCCAGGACCGAGCACACCCCGCGAUAAUCUUGGGGAAGAGGGGGAGAUUGCAGACCAAUCGAACCCUCCUUUGAAGAGAAAAGCGAGUGACGAUGGUCCUCGACGACCUCCACCAGCGCUUCGUCGAGUUCAAGAAGGUCAGAAGUCGGAGACCAUGCGGAACUCAGCGGAGAACCCAUCCCGAAAUGGAAGUCCUGCAGGACCUUCAGGGCCCGGAAAGCGCAAACAAACAGACGAGGGAUCGCGUAGGCCACCCCCAAACUUGAGAAGUCCAUAUUCGAAACAUAACAACGGCAAGAACUCCCCACACUCUGGUGGAUAUGGUCGCCGAAAAGGUUUCCCGGGUCCGUCAUCCAAUGCAAUCAGACGUGUCUCCAGUUCGGUCGCAGAACCCCCCUUGCCCACUCUGGGAAAUCCCAUCGCGGUGCCAUCAAAUGAGCCACCACCGCAGCGGCGACCAUUUAAUAAUGGGGGAUCGUCUAGACCACUGCAAAGGCUAGCUAUGCGCGGCGAUGGUACUACCUCCGAAACGAUGUUCAUGCCCAAGAAGCGUACUAACAAUCCGAACGCUCCUCUGCCCAGUGGUCCAUCCAACGCAAAACAGCGUCUGAUACAGCAAGCACAACAACAGCAUCGAUAG